AUGGAUCGAGGAGCCUCGGAUCUUUGCUUUGGAAAUGCAGCUAAUACCAAGUGCAGCUGAAAUGACAUGUGGCAAAAAGAUGCGAAUUGUCGAAGAAUUUUCGUGAUAAAAGAGCGAGGUGUCUCAGAUUCGCAAAACCGAACGCAGUAACCGUGGUAACGUGCGACAACGCUAGUUUACGUGUUAUGUCAAAUGGUAAUACAGGACCCAAUCUAAGGAUGCUAAUCUCUUUCACGUGUUUACUGGUACGGUUUUACCGUAACGCAAGAGGCAUCAAAUGACUUUCGUGAGUGCCUUCUCAUUGCACGUGGUAUUCUAUGACUUUUCGACAAACGAUGCUACUCCCUUUCGUUUUCGUAUCGAUAUUGUCGCCGGAAAGUCUUUUUCUAUGUGAAUAAUUUCGACUCCCAUAGCCAACGAAUAAUCUAUUUAUAAUGUCUGUUGCUGAAUUUCUAAAGGGCCUCCCAUCGCAUGAUGAAAACAAUUUUGCAAAUUUUCAUACUGAUAAUGGAAAUCGAACAUGUGUCAAGAGACCAUCGGUAUAUCUUCCUACUAAAGACUAUCCUUCCGAACAAAUUAUAGUUACUGAAAAGACUACUAUUUUAUUGAGGUAUCUUCAUCAACAAUGGGAUAAGAAGAACGCCGAUAGAAAAAGAGAGUUCUUAUCUACCAAUGGUGACUCCCAGGAUGAUGCAUCUACAGUGCGCAGUAAAAGGCCACGUCUUGAUCUGAAUAACAGCCUUUAAAAUAUGUUACACUUUUCAUAUGAAUAUUCGUAUAUUCUUGAAUAAUUGAUAAUUGUAUAUUAUAUAAAUCAGUUAUUCACAAAUGGACAUAUUCAUGGUACAAUGCCAUGUUAUUGCUUAAAUAUACGGGGAAAUAGAAACUGCAGUCCAUUUGGUACCAAGCUUUGAAUAGUUUGAAUCCAUCAAGACAAAGCCUGAAUCAAUCAAGACAAAGAAUUUUACGUUCUAAAGUAUUUUAAAUGUCAAAUGGACUGCAGUCAAGAUAUAUGCCAUUUUAAUAAUGUCUUUUAGUAAAUUUAUUCUUUUCUUGGUUUUGAUUCAAUUAAUUAAUGUAAAUAUUGAAAUAUGAUAUGUGAAAUGAGAUAUUAUGGUGAUAUAUUUUAAAUGUCCAUUCGUCAUCAAUUGUUAUGGAUAUGUUAAAUUUUUCACUUAAUAUAUCAAUUGUAAAUGAAAAA
Messenger RNA from Pogonomyrmex barbatus (red harvester ant), 1201 nucleotides. RefSeq names its product DET1- and DDB1-associated protein 1. NCBI's taxonomy places the organism in Eukaryota, Metazoa, Arthropoda, Insecta, Hymenoptera, Formicidae. Gene Ontology annotation, biological process: positive regulation of proteasomal ubiquitin-dependent protein catabolic process. Gene Ontology annotation, cellular component: Cul4-RING E3 ubiquitin ligase complex. The record is from RefSeq and is a predicted model, not a curated record.